Acinonyx jubatus (cheetah) is the source of this 1312-nucleotide messenger RNA. Its product is annotated as 60S ribosomal protein L27a-like. Lineage: Eukaryota; Metazoa; Chordata; Mammalia; Carnivora; Felidae. Gene Ontology annotation, cellular component: cytosolic large ribosomal subunit. Gene Ontology annotation, molecular function: structural constituent of ribosome. The record is from RefSeq and is a predicted model, not a curated record.
AUGGGGCCCAUGAUGCCUCUGUUCAAAGCACUUGUUCCAAUAGCUUAUGGCUUUGUGUCAGGCAAGUCCCUAACUGUUUCGAUCAUCCUGUCCGUGCAGUCACCCAAACAACAGGAAUUAGGAAGCUGUGGUAGGCAGAAUAAAGAUCUCCGCAGAACAUCCAUGCUCAUGUCCACACCCUACUCCCUAGAUCCUGUGAAUAUGCUGGGUUACAUGGCAAAGAGGAAUUUAAGGUUACAGGUGGAAUUAAAGUUGCUAAUGAGCUCACCUUUAAAAAGGAAAAUCACCCUCCAUUAUCUGAGUGGGCCCAACAUAAUCAGAAAGGUUCCUAAAAGUGGAAGAGAGAUUUUUCUCGAGGCAAGUGAUAUUAGUAUCCAUCUACUUGAGCCCUUCAUGGGGCUGCUUGUCUAUGGUCAGGGGCCAUCCAGACUGAGGAAGACCUGGAAACUUCGGGGCCACGUGAGCCACGGACAUGGCUGCGUCCGCAAGCACCGGAAGCACCCAGGAGGCCGGGGUCAUGCCGGUGGCAUGCAUCCCCACAGGGUCAACUUUGACAAAUACCAGCCAGGUUACUUCAGAAAAGCUGGUGUGAGGCAUUACCACAUAAAAAGGAACCAGGGCUUCUGCCCAACUGUCAGCCUCAAUAAACUGUGGACCUUGGUCAGUGAGCAGUCACAGGAAAAGGCUGCCAAAAACAAGACGGGAGCUGCUCCUAUCAGCGAUGUGGUGCGAUCGGGCUAUGACAAAGUUGGGAAAGGGAAACUCCCCAAACAGCCUGUCAUGGGGAAGGCCAAAUUCGUCAGUAGAAGAGCUGAGGAGAAGAUUAAGGGUGUGGGAGGAGUCUGUGUCCUGGUAGCUUGAAGCCACAUGAAGAGAGGUUCAUUAAAUACUGACAAGUGCUUAAAAAAAAUAAAUAAAUAAAUAAAAUCAGGCCACACUGGAUUAGAGUGAACCCCAAAUCCAAUGACUAACGUCCUUAUGGAAAGGCCACGUGAAGACACAGAAACAGACCAACACACUUCGGGAAAAACAUGUGACAAUACAGACAGAGACAACAGUGAUGCUGCUGUAUGCCAGGGAAACCCAAGGACUGCCAGCAACCGCCAGAAGUUGUGAGGAAGCAAGGAAGGAUCUUUCCCUAGAGCCUUCAAAGACAGCAUGGUCCCCCAAAACACCUUGGUUUGGACUUCUGGCUCCCAGAAUUGUGAGACAAUCCAUUUCUUUGGUUUUAUGGCAUCAAGUUUAUGAUAACUUGUUAUGGCAGCCAUAGGACACUAACACAACUAGAUAUUUCAUUCUGGAUUUACAGAUG